UCCAGCCUGUGGAGUUUAAGAGACCAGAGUAAGAUUCACUGAAGGCUGAAAUGCCUCCUGGGCCUAUUCACAGCCCCUCCCCAUGCACCACAAGAAGCAUUUCCGGACAUUGAACCUCCUGCUUUCUUAUCAUGGGGCCCUCUGGGAGCUGAGUCGCAGAGACCAGUGUCAGCCCUGCCCCAGGACCUGGGCAGACCGGUCUGGUGCUAAGGUGGAGCAGCCAGGUCUAGUCCAACAGUGUCUCGAGAGAGAGGCCACUCCGUACAGCUCCAGGCAUGGAAGGGCACAGAGAGAUUCGGAUCUGAGUGGCUGGGCUGUAAUCAAAAGCCAAUUAAACAAAUUCUGGCCUUCAAGGAGGUUUUAACUGGAGCCACUGGGCAUCAGGUCUAAAAUACCCUCUGGAGCCUCAGGAUAGGGUCCUGGCUUGGAUCACUCUGCCCUUCUUCCUGCAGAGGGAGAUGCAAGCUCCAGGUAGUUUACUGCAUAUGGGACCCAGGGGACCCGACACUGAGAGGAAGGAGAAGCAAGGCACAGACCUGGGAGCCGAACCCUCAGAAUGAAGCACAUCUCGAUCCACUGGUUCCGUAAGGGUCUUCGCCUUCACGAUAAUCCUGCCCUGCUGGCAGCGAUGACAGACUGCCACAAGCUGUAUCCCAUCUUCAUCCUCGACCCCUGGUUCCCAAAGAACAUGCGGGUCAGCGUCAACCGCUGGAGGUUUCUGGUUGAGUCGCUGAGAGAUCUGGACGAGAGCCUCCAGAAACUGAACUCGAGGCUGUUUGUGGUGCGUGGCCACCCCACAGAGAUAUUCCCGGUCCUCUUUAAAGAGUGGAAGGUGACACGGCUGACGUUCGAGAUAGACACGGAGCCCUACUCCAGGCAGCGCGAUAGCGAGGUGGUGAGGCUGGCGGCUGACCAUGGCGUUCAGGUUAUUCAGAAAGUGUCCAACACCUUGUAUGACACCGACAGAGUAAUUGCUGAGAACAAUGGCAAGGUGCCUCUGACCUAUGUGCGUCUGCAGACGCUCCUGGCAGCGCUGGGACCACCGAAGCGGCCCGUGCCAGCUCCCACUCUGGAAAACCUGAAGGAUUGCUGUACCCCCUGCAAAGACAACCACGAUUCAGAGUAUGGGAUCCCUACGCUGGAGGAGCUGGGUCAAGACCCCGAGCAAGCAGGUCCUCGCCUCUACCCGGGAGGAGAGUCUGAGGCACUUUGCAGGCUUGACUUGCAUAUGAACAGAACGGCCUGGGUGUGUAAUUUCCAGAAGCCCCAGACUGAGCCCAACUCCCUGAGCCCUAGCACCACCGUCCUGAGUCCUUACAUCAAGUUUGGAUGCUUGUCAGUGCGAACCUUCUGGUGGAGGUUGUCUGAAAUCUACCAGGGGAGGAAACACUCCAGCCCGCCCGUGUCUUUGCAUGGGCAGCUCCUGUGGAGGGAGUUCUUCUACACGGCAGGAGCUGGGAUCCCCAACUUCAACAAGAUGGAAGGCAACCCCGUCUGUGUGCAGGUGGACUGGGAUGACAAUCCAGAGCACCUCAGAGCCUGGAGUGAGGGCCGGACGGGCUACCCCUUCAUAGACGCCAUCAUGACUCAGCUGCGCACUGAAGGCUGGAUCCAUCACCUGGCCCGGCACGCUGUGGCCUGCUUCCUGACUCGAGGAGACCUGUGGAUAUCCUGGGAGCAAGGGCAAAAGGUCUUUGAGGAGUUGCUGCUGGAUGCUGACUGGUCCCUGAACGCUGGCAACUGGCAGUGGCUGUCGGCGAGCGCCUUCUUCCACCAGUUCUUCCGCGUCUACUCGCCUGUCGCCUUCGGCAAGAAGACGGACAAGGGCGGAGAGUAUAUCAAGAAGUACCUCCCUUGCCUCCGGAAGUUCCCCGCUGAGUACAUCUACGAGCCCUGGAAGGCGCCGCGAAGCAUGCAGGAGCAGGCGGGCUGUGUGAUUGGCCGAGAUUACCCCAAGCCCAUCGUGGUGCACGAGGUGGUGAGCAAGAGGAACGUGGAGCGGAUGAAGGCAGCCUACGCCCGGCGAUCGGCCAGCACCACGGCCCAGCUGGAGGGAGGGGGUGGCAAGAAAGGUGCCAGAAGGAAGACACCUGCUGGUCCCUCUGUGGCCGAACUGCUGACAAAGAAACCAAAGACUAAAAGCAGCUGAAUUCCUGUGGAUCUUCACAAUGGGCCAGUCUCUUCUGUACCGCAGGGGGAGAACCCCACCCCCGGAGCCAGGCAGCACAAGAGCCCAUUCACAUCCCAUCUGGGCUUUAUGAAGAGAGGCUCUGGGGUCUGUUCUAAUCCCUUGGCUGACAGCUAGGAGCCCAGGCCUUCUGAGUCCAGGGAAAGCUAUGGUGGGGUUUUGGCACUGCCUCUCUUAUUGGCUCAGGAAACUUUUUCAUGCUGUACCCUUUCGUUCAGCCCCUUAAGCCUGUUCAGCGAACUGUCCUUUGGUGCAGGUGCUUUCUAUGGUGCUCGCAGGCCAGAAGCUGAGUUUCUCUUUUGGAAAGAAAAGGAGGACUUGUGGCAUCUUAGAGACUAACCAAUUUAUUUGAGCAUAAGCUUUCGUGAGCUACAGCUCACUUCAUCGGAAGCUCACGAGAGCUUAUGCUCAAAUAAAUUGGUUAGUCUCUAAGGUGCCACAAGUCCUCCUUUUCUUUUUGCGAAUACAGACUAACACGGCUGUUACUCUGAAACCUGUCUUUUGGAAAGGUCAUUGCCAUGGAGUGGAUCAGUUUGUCUGAGUGCCUUAUGGUGAAUCUACCCUACAGCACCCGGGGAGGUAGAUGUAUCGCCACCCCCAUUUUACACAUAAGUGAACUGAGAAACAGAGAUUACUGGGCAGUUUUCCAAUGGGAGCUCCUGGAUCCCUUAAAAAUCUAGCCAUAAUUGACUUGUUCAGAUCACUUAAGGAGGCAGAGCUGGGAACUGAACCCACAUCUUGCGCUACAUUCCAGUGCCUUCCGCACAAGGUCCCCUUCCCAGGUUACUGCCCUGUGCUUUCUUUAUCUGGGUGUUGCAGACAUUUAGCUGAAGGGUACAUUUUAAACUUACCUCUCAGGAAAACAAUUUGUGCAGCCACCGACUCCUCUGGCCUGGGAAACGCCCCAGACUCCUGCAUCCAAAGAAGCCAAAAGCACAGCAGACUUUCAGGGAGUGGAAGUUUUUUUUUUUUUUUAAAAGGGCACGUUAAUAACCUGCUGUGGUGCCGAAUGCCCCAGCCAGCCUGGCUGGGAAUUGGUACUGAACUCCCUGUUUUAAGCUUUGCUGCCCCCUUUGGCAGACAGCAGCUUAGGAGACCAAAGUGUGGGAUGCUGGACAUGGAUGUUGCCUUUUGCCCAUCUUUGUACUGAGCGUGAAAUGCUGGAUGCUUAUUACCACGUCCUUGGGACCUGUACACCCCCUUUUGUGGUGUGUCCAACUAAGGCAUAAUUUCAUUAUCCCCUGGCUACGGUCCGCUGGGGUAUUAAAGAUAUCCUUGGAAGUGCUAAGUGGAGUUACAAGAGCUAAAGCGUGGGGCAAUGCUCAUCUUGAUGUCCCAAAGACAGGAAAGUAACUGAAAUACUUCUCUGAAGGACAACCCAUCUUAAAUUCUCACUUACUCAGCGACAAUCUACACUCAUUGUUAUAUUUGCUUUCUGCAAGCUACUCUUAAUAUAAGCUUUUAGGAGCGAGGUAUCCAAAUAUUGGAUGCUAAUAUCUAAAUUGUACUGUUACAUUUAUUUACCAAAAUUUGGGAUAUUGCACAUUAUGUACUGGAUGUAUUUUCUGACUUUUAAAUCAAACUUUGUACUUGUGGCUAAUUUAAGCCUUACACCCUGCAAUGUAGACACUCUUUCCUUAACCUGUGUAUCAGAUAACUAACAUUAGCUUUAAUCAAAUUCUAAAUCUGCUCUUUCGUUUACAUUGUCAUAGGCUUUGCUUCUGUUGUGGGGGAGGCUCAGGAUGCCUAUGCUGUUGGUCCCCACUCUCCAUCCUUACUGAAUAUAUAUAUAUAUCUCUGCUGAGCAUUACCACUUAGACCAUUAUAGACAGAUAAGUGACUGGUCUUUAUGGCAGCUGACCCAUGGCCGAAGGCAUCAGCCGUGUUACCUCUUCCCUAGGUUCCUUCCCCUGUUAAUGCGUUAAGUGGGUGAUAGUGACAAGUUUUAGCCUGGAAACUCUUUGGGGCAGAGAUAAUUUUGUGUGUGUGUUGCCCAGGGCUACAGUUGGGAGCUCCAGGUGCUAUGGUAACAUCGACACAAUCGCUGGCUUUUAGUGAAGGAUUUAAGAGUCCUGGGAAUCAAGUAAGCAAGCUUAUUGCUAUGUAACCACCACAGCUGGCAGGACCGGGCAUAGGUACCCACCAGACUAAGGACAAGGGGUAGUACUUCAAUUUCAUGACUACUCAAGCUGCUCAAAAGAUAAUGCUAAGGCAGCCAAAUGGAGCUGGAGGUAGCCACUUCCCCCUCAGUUUGUCUACAGGAGGCUGGGGCUGGGUUUAGGAGAACAGAAAGUUACCUGUAGUAGACAAUGGAACCAGGUGGUGGGAGAUAUUAAACCAGAGAGACUCUGACUGAGCCACAAGAGGAAAUGCUGGGUAGGAAAGAGGAAGUGGAUGGACCAGCUGAUCUAGGAGAAAGCGGGCUAGGGAGAGAAGUCUCCAUGGUUCUGAACACAGGCCACAUGCUGCAGCAGGAGGACCCCAACCCAAAGAAUGUGCUAGAGGGGUGAGGAAAGCAAAGCAGGAAAGUGUGUGGAGUUAUUUUUAUAUAGAUCUGUUCCUUGUGCUAUUAAAGGAAGAGCAAUGGGAUUUAAGAACCCUCUGCAAAGCCUCAAUGUAGCACAUACCAUACAUCUACCACAUGCUUCUGAAGAUGGAAACUGGGUAGAGAUCACCACCCAGCUGGAGUUCUGGGACAGGAAGUGUUUAGAGGGCAGCUGAGGGGCCAGCUCUGAGCUGGGGGCUGUGGAGUGGGCCACUUGGUCACAGUGCCCUAAAGCAUCCCUCAAAGACUGCAGAGCCUUAAAACAGCUGAAUCCCCUCCCAGCUGUCUGGUAAGCAGCCCAGCUGGGAUGCAAAUGCAAGCCCAGGUCCCCCAUACAGCCCUGCUCUACGCAGGCUUCCUUACUUUCUCCCAGUGUGGUUUGCCAGUGACACAGGGCAGGGGCCGGUGCGCAGGCUCAGCCAGGCCCUGCACCACAGCUCAGUGAAGCUGAUGGGAGUUUUCCCUGUGACUUUGGAUGAAGGGUAAGUGCAGUACGGCCCUGAAGGGGAGUGAGCAGGCUGUCCUUAACCACACACACACACCCACAACCACCACCAUCACAGCCCCACACUGCAUCAUCACUUUAUUUCAGUGCAGAUCACAAGUGAGGAGCUGGUACAAAUCUCUGACAUGCAAUUGGAGCAGCACAGAGGCAGCUCAGGCCUGCAGUGAGGUAGGUGAGGAGCACAGCCUUCCUGGGUCAUCUCCUAGAAGACUGCAGCACUCUUGGGAUGGGACAGCAGCUGGGAGCUAUUUCCCAUUCUAAACUCCUCCUUCUCCCCCUGUGCCCAAAUGUGGCCCCCAGGCAUCACACUCCUCUUAAGGCAAGGGUGGGCUCAAAGCUGUGGUAGCGUUCUAGACAGCAGCAGCCUGGCCCUGCUGGUUCCUAGCCCCAGGCAGGGGUGACCACUGCCAGCAAUGGCCACGUCCCAGGGAAAGCCCAUCUCAAACCAGGCUGGGUUUGGCAGCAGCUCAGCUGUUAGUCAGCCCAAGCAUCCAGGCCAUGCUGUGCCAGUCAGGGAAGAUCAGCAGUGUGUCUUGCACAUCUGGGCCAGCUGUGAUCGGUCACCUCUGGAAUAGCUUUGAUUCCUUUUCUGGGUCAUGCAGACCCCUGACUUCACUUCUGUUCCUCUGAAAUGGAGUCAGCACUAAGUAACAUCAACAGGUUACUCCUGAGGGCAUUCUGCGCCAAAAAAAUUAAAAAAUU
Molecule: messenger RNA, 5940 nt
Organism: Chelonia mydas (Green sea turtle)
Lineage: Eukaryota; Metazoa; Chordata; Testudines; Cheloniidae
Product: cryptochrome-1
Exons: 11
Coding region: 557-2149 (530 amino acids)
Biological process (GO): circadian regulation of gene expression; entrainment of circadian clock by photoperiod
Cellular component (GO): cytoplasm; nucleus
Molecular function (GO): FAD binding; DNA binding
Source: RefSeq, a predicted model, not a curated record